This is a messenger RNA of Polypterus senegalus (gray bichir), 846 nucleotides long. Its product is annotated as myelin and lymphocyte protein-like. Gene Ontology annotation, cellular component: membrane. The transcript is spliced from 5 exons. Bases 127 to 609 code for a protein of 160 amino acids. The record is from RefSeq and is a predicted model, not a curated record. Lineage: Eukaryota; Metazoa; Chordata; Cladistia; Polypteriformes; Polypteridae. Gene Ontology annotation, biological process: myelination. Gene Ontology annotation, molecular function: structural constituent of myelin sheath.
UUUCACAGGACUGGUCAGUGUUGUAUUGCCUGCGAUCUUCCGCUCUUUUCUCUCCAUUCUGAUUUAACACCUCAUCUCGACAUCUUUUCCCGACAGUCAAGAGGCCAUCACUUUCAAAGAGACACAAUGGUGAAGACGUCCAAGUCUGCCAGUGGUUUGCCCACAGGGUGUCAGGUACUGGAGUCCAUGCCGGAUAUCCUGAUGAUUCCAGAACUUAUAUUCGGUGGUCUUGUCUGGGUCUUGUUACUCUCUACAAAGGAGAUUAAUCUCAAUCCAGAAGGAUGGCUCUUGAUGGUGUCCAUUUUCUGCUUCAUCUCCUCUCUCAUUUGGCUCUUCGUCUUCUUCUGUGGUUUAAAUCAGGGGUCCUUCUGCCUGAACCUGGAUUUCCAGUACCACUGGUUGGCGACUCUGCUGUACUUUGUGGUGACUGUGCUUCACCUGUCAGCGACUAUGGCGGGAUAUCCGAAAAGGAAUUCCACCUCCAAUUCCUCCAUUGAGCCUGACCUCAAUAAAUACUUGUAUUUUGCUGCAAGGAUCUGCUAUGUGAUGGCAACUCUCCUGUAUUUGAUCCACGCCGUGAAGUCAUUCCUCCGACUGAAGAAGGCAUGAAGACCACUCAGUGAAGCUUGUGUGGGGCUUUCUUGUUUGUCUUUCCUCUAAAUUUCCAUCUUCAUUCACCUGAUCCUGCCCUGCUGGGCUCUCCUGAGAGGCACUGGCACGCUGUCCAGUGAGGUGUGUUAGUUGAGACGGUUUGACCGCUGCUUUGAGUUCUCUUUAAUUCUUCAAAGUGUCAAAUUAGUUCUGAUGUUUUAUUACAUUUAAGAGUUUGAAUAAAGGAAGCUUUAG